AUGGCGGCGUCCAACGAGAGCAGCCCGGCUUCGCUCCCUCAGCAACGGGAUCCUCCCGGGCGGCCUCCACGGAACGGUUAUGGUGUCUACGUAUACCCAAAUUCUUUCUUUCGAUAUGAAGGAGAAUGGAAAGAGGGGAAGAUACACGGUCAUGGGAAGCUGCUGUUUAAUGAUGGAAGUUACUAUGAGGGCGAGUUUGCGGAUGGCGAGAUCACAGGGCUCGGAUGCCGGUACUGGGCCUGGUCAGGAAACACCUAUUCUGGACACUUUAUUUUGGGAGAGCCUCAAGGACAUGGCGUCAUGAAGUAUAAAGCCGGAGGCCACUAUGAAGGGGAGCUCUCUCAUGGCCUGAGGGCAGGACGGGGGUUUCUGGUGGACGGGGAAGGACAGGAGUACGAGGGGUCGUUCCAUGACAACAGAAGGCAUGGCCGGGGACAGAUGCUCUUUAAGAACGGUGAUAAGUAUGACGGGGACUGGGUCCAGGACCGGCGUCAGGGACACGGGGUGCUGCACUGCGCUGACGGAUCCACCUAUGAGGGACAGUGGCACAGCGAUGCCUUCAGUGGGCUGGGCAGCCUGGCCCACUUCUCGGGAGUCACUUACUGCGGCCUGUGGAUCAACGGCCACCCAGUGGAACAAGCCACGAGGAUCGUCAUUCUGGGUCCAGAGGUGCUGGAAGUGGCCCAAGGAGCCCCCUUCACACUGCGGGUCCAGCUGCAGCAGGCCCACGGGGACCUUGCCAAGAGUGAGAGUGGCCGGGUCCUGAGGAUCUCCGCCGGCAUCAGAUACGUGCAGCUCCCAACCUAUUCCGAGGUCAGCUUUUUCAAAGUGGAUGAAGACCACCAAGAGACGCCCAUGCAGACGCCAUUUGGGUUCCAGUGCAUCUCCUAUCCCUUGUCCACCCCCACCUUGCGGGGCCUGGAGCCCAAGGCUGCCCAGGAAAGUGCCGGAGAUGACUUACCACUCCCGGAGGGAGACCAAGGGGACACCCCCAGUGGCCUGGCUGCCAGGGGAGGCCAGUGCCACUGUCCUGAGGACCUUCGGCAGCGGGUGGAGCAAGGCUGUGCUGAGUUCCCGGACCUGCUCCUUGGGCCUCCUCCUCCUGGACGCCAGCCCUUCCUGUUCCUGCACAGCCCUCAUGAGAAGGCUGGCAGUAAGCCCAGAGGCAGCCUGUGCCCUUUGGAGAUGCCCACCGCCCAGGAGGCUGCAGGAGGCAGCAGGCCUGAUGGGACCACAGCAGAGCUGGUGGCAGACGCAUACCCAGGGGAGUAUGUGAUGAUGAUCGAUGACGUGACCACCCCUCCCUUCCUGGGCCGCACACUGCCCACUGCCUUCAAACACCUGCGGGUCUUGGCCAAGGGGACUGGCCAGAAGCCCCAAGACCCUGAAGAAGGCGUCAGAUCCUGA
This is a messenger RNA of Marmota flaviventris (yellow-bellied marmot), 1407 nucleotides long. The record is from RefSeq and is a predicted model, not a curated record. Lineage: Eukaryota; Metazoa; Chordata; Mammalia; Rodentia; Sciuridae.